This is a messenger RNA of Solanum verrucosum, 2591 nucleotides long. RefSeq names its product pentatricopeptide repeat-containing protein At5g12100, mitochondrial. The coding region runs from base 1 to 2427 and encodes 808 amino acids. The transcript has a single exon. The record is from RefSeq and is a predicted model, not a curated record. Gene Ontology annotation, molecular function: protein binding. Lineage: Eukaryota; Viridiplantae; Streptophyta; Magnoliopsida; Solanales; Solanaceae.
AUGCUUAAGCUCCAUCGUGCUUUCAAAUUUGCCGGCACCGGUAAUCACCAUUUUCCCUGCAAAUUUUUCCGUUCAACUCCAUUUCUACACCAAGAAGAACUCAGUUCAAUCAACAAUGAAAACCCCACAAAUUCUUCAUCCCAAAAUCUUGAAGAACAGCUUCGGCAGCUCCGGAUUCUAUUUCAACAACGUCGUAUGGAAAAUGCAAAAGGAAUUUUGGGUACCCUUAUUCAUACAAGUUCAGUUUCUCAACUUUACUCUCUCUUUUCACCUUCCCCUGCAAAACCCCUUUUCUCAGAUUUGCUAUUUUCACUGUAUUUAGAGUCGAAACUCAUUAACCAAGCUGAAGAGCUUUAUUCAUUGAUAAGGGAAGAUAAAAAGUUUCCAUCUUUAUCAGCUCUCAAUGUGUUUCUUGAAUCUUUGAAUAGUUUAAGGAAGUAUAAAAAGACCCUUGAAGUUUUUUCUGAUGUAAUGAAGUGGGGUAUAAGGGUUGAUAAGACUAGUUAUGGAAAAGCUAUACUGUCGGCGGUGAAAAUUGGGGAUUUGGGUAAGGCUUUGGAGCUUUUGGAUUGUAUGAGAAAUGGUAGGGUGGGUAUGGAUAAGUUUGUGUAUAAUGUAGUGAUGGGUGGGUUGUGUAAAGAGAAGAGAGUUGUGGAAGCACGGAAACUGUUUGAUGAAAUGCUUGAGAGAAGAGUGGCGCGGGGUAUGGUGACGUAUAAUAUUCUUAUGGAUGGUUAUUGUAAGAUGGGGAACGUAGAGGAGGCUUUUGAGUUGAGGGAAAAGAUGAAGAAUGAUAAUGUGGAGCCUAAUAUUGUGACGUUUAAUACGUUGCUUAGUGGAGUUUGUAAGUCGGGGAAGAUGGAUGAAGCUAAUUGUAUAGUGGAGGAAAUGAAGGGUUAUGGAUUUGUACCUGAUGGGUUUACCUUUAGUAUACUUUUCGAUGGGCUUUCGCGAUGUGAUGAUGUUAAUUCCUCGUUAGCGUUGUAUGAAGAAGUCGUUAAGACAGGGGUGAAGUUGAAUGAGUAUACGAGUAGUGUUUUAUUGAAUGGCUUGUGCAAGAAAGGGAAGACGGAUAAGGCUGCAGAAAUUUUGAAGAAGAUGCUGGGAAAUGGGCUUACUCCUACAGAUGUGUUGUUUAAUACCAUUUUGAGUGGCUAUUGCAAAGAGGGCAAUAUGGAGAAGGCUUAUUUAACUAUUCACGAAAUGGAGAUUUCUGGGGUGAAGCCGAGUUGUGUCACAUUUAAUACUCUGAUCACGAAAUUCUGUGAAUUGGGUAUGAUGGAAGAGGCAAACGAGUGGUUAAGGAAAAUGCUUGAGAAGUCAGUUUCCCCUAAUGUGCAGACGUAUAACAUCUUAAUUGACGGAUAUGGGCGCAAGCGGGAAUUCGUGAGGUGUUUUGAGAUUCUCGAGGAGAUGGAAAAUAACGGAUUGAAUCCUAAUGUAAUUACCUAUGGUUCUCUAAUCAAUUCUUUGUGCAAGGAUGGUAGGCUUCUUGAAGCUGAUGUAGUCCUAAGUGAUAUGAUCAGUAGAGGGGUUAAACCAAAUGCGCAGGUCUAUAAUAUGCUUAUAGAUGGACAUUGUAUGAGAGGAAGGAUGACUGAUGCUUUUAGAUGUUUGGAGAAGAUGCUACAAAGUGAUGCGGAAACAACACUCGUUACAUACAAUACUCUAUUAAAUGGGCUUUGCAAAAAGGGUAAGACCAAAGAAGCUGAGGAGUUGGUUGUGGAUAUUCAACUCAAAGGUUUCAUUCCAGAUGUUAUCACAUAUAAUUCUUUAAUCUCUGGGUAUUCAGAUGCAGGGGACACUGAAAAGUGUUAUGAAAUGUAUGAGAAGAUGAAAACCUCUGGCAUAAAACCUACAAUCAACACAAUUCAUCCUCUAAUUAGAGUGUCUAAAAAGGGAAAGAAUGGACUGGUGUCAAUUGACAAAAUUGUUGAAGAAAUGUCUCAGAUGGAUCUUUCUCCUGACCGAGUUGUAUAUAACGAGCUCAUCCAUUGCUAUGCUCUACAUGGAGAAGUUCAAAAGUCACUUGCUAUGCACCGAGAGAUGGUGGAACGAGGAAUUCCUUCUGACAAAAGGACAUACAAUAGCUUGAUUAUGGUGCAUUUGAAAGAGGGAAAAUGUCAAGAAGCCAAGAAUCUUGUUGAUCAGAUGAAGGCUAACAGUAUCAUUCCGAAUGAUGAAACUUAUAAUAUUUUGGUUGAAGGGCAUUGCAAACUUAAAGAUUUUUCCGGUGCAUACAUUUGGUACAGAGAGAUGGUUGACAACGGUCUUAUCCCAGUAGCCAAUAUUUGUGGUGAGUUAUUAUCUGGCCUUCGAGAGGAAGGAAGAUUGGAAGAGACACAGAUUAUAUGUUCAGAAAUGAAUUCUGAAGGAAUUGAAGAAUGCAACACAAAUGAGGAUAUUUCUGCUGCUGUGAAAUCGUAGGAAAGAGAAGACAUUCCACUCCAGCUCUUUAGUUUAAAACUAUGGCAGCAAAUGAAAAGCUUGUAAUAUAUUCAAGAAUCAGUAUUAUUCUUGUUAAUUUAUUUCCUUGUUGACAUUCAUUUAUUCUCUUAUAUAAGAUGAGAUGGAUUUCAUAGUUUCAUAAG